AUGCCCGCAGGACAAUUACGGCAGAUCGUGUCAAACAAGUCGCUGGAAGGCCAAGACAGCUCCGAGGACAUUCCGGGUCGCUUGAAGGCCGUUGAGGAGAAAGUGGAAGGCCUGCAGCACCAGAAGGGUCAAGACGUGGCGCUGCAAGCGGCCCUGGCGGCCGGCCGCGCGCCUUCUGGUGGUCUGCUUACUUCAGGGCAGCGCUCCAGUUUUUCUGACGGGUAUGUGGAAGGGCUCAUGCAAAAUUUGACGGCGCUCGAGGGCCUCAACGCCGGGGAUUUGGUAAGGCGAUUGGAUCGCAUGGACGCCAUGUUGGAGGAGCUCUUGGGCAAACACCGUGCAGCUUCUCCCCGCCCUCCGACUCCGACCGCGACGACUGCUGAGGGCACAGCAGGUCCUCCAUCUCCUCAGGAGCCACCGGGCACGCAGCCCCCGCCGCCCACGACACCUGCUCCACCAAUGCAAAUGGGGCCUUUGGCUUCAGUUGGAGAGGAAUGCGGCAUGAGCAGGGGAAUCCAAAGAAGCAGUCCUGCGAGUCCUACGCCUGGCGAUGAAGCGAUCACUUCGGAAGAUGGGAAGUCCCAGAUGUACAAUGGAGCAAAGCUGAUUGAGGUGACGUUGGAAAGAGAUAAGCAGACGCCGUCCUGGGGAUUGCUUUGGGACCGGAAAAGUUUUACCCGGAAGAAGCGAGUUCUGGAGUCUUUGAUGCCUAAGACCCCGGCGCAUGUGUGGAACGAGGAACGCAAAGGACGGGAUGAAGAUCAUCUCCAAAAAGGUGAUGAACUCGUGAAACUCGAUGGUCAAGAGGGAUGGGAACCUUGCAACGAGCUUCCAAAUAAGCACAAAGUGAAGCUGACCUUCCAAAGGGUUGAGGCAAAGGCUCGACGCCAGUCCAAGGCCAAAAUGGAUGGAUCGAUGCAGGCUUCGCGUCGGCAGAACCUGGGAAGCACCUCCAGCAACGGUCGAGCCGGUGGAGUGGAAGGUGCAAGCCUUCCCAGUCCCAAGACACCGACAGCGCCGGUGACUCCGCAUUCUCCGGACUUGGAAGCAACUUUGGAGCAUCCACAUUCGGCAGGGCGGCGCAAUAGCAAUCCAGAUGCGAUCCAAGUGCUGAAGGACAGCCUGGAAGACAUCAAGGGAACAGGCCUUGAAGAUCGUCCUUGUCCUGCUACACCUCCCGAAACCGAUGGGCACUUGGAGGUGAGCGAUCCCUCCACACCACUACCGAGGGAGGAGCGUGACAUCGUCGUAGAGAGGAUCAUUGAGCAUUCUGUGUCGCGCAGGUCGUCUGGCAAGCCAAGCAUAGCUUCGCUCAUGACUGAGAACAUCCAAGAGUUGACAAAGCUGGCAAAUUAUCUAUCGGAGAAGAAGGUGGAACCAGCCUUGCAGAUCGUGAUUGAGACGAUGGCCAAGACUUCGCCAGGACCACAGAAGGAAGGACCAGAGGGGGAAGAGGCUGAGCCCGUGCCUGUAACGGCAGCUCAUUUCCUCUUGGAUCUCCUGGCCCACUUGAGGGAUUGCAAGGAGAAAGAGGAAGCGAAGCUCUUGUCCUGA
Messenger RNA from Cladocopium goreaui, 1554 nucleotides. Lineage: Eukaryota; Dinophyceae; Suessiales; Symbiodiniaceae. The record is from the annotation of a GenBank genome assembly.